UCCACACCCGCCGGCGCAGCCCCGCCACGAGACUCUGACAGCGGCGGGGCCGGCGCGGCUCGGACGCGCAGGGACCUGCGGACCCCAGCGACGAAGGAGGACGAGAGGACCGCGGCCCGGGGCCAAGUGCGGGAGGCGAGCAGGGCCGGAGGCGCGCGGAGAUCCCCUCUGAAGCAGCUGGGAGCUCCCCUCUGAAGCAGCUGGGAGCUCAGAAGCUCUCUCCAUCCCUGAGGAGUGGAUUAGCCACAAGAGCAAGAAGUGAUGGAGUGGAGUCCACCCAGCGCCUGAGGCAUGAGCAGAAUCCACACCCAUUAGACCCAGAGCCUCAGAGUGGGAGGCUGCACUGCUGGGGAGAUCUAAGAAGAAUCAAUACUUUGGCCCCUGGCGACAUGUACACGGUGUAAUGACAGGAAAUGAGCAGAUUUGCAGAAAACCUGGUGUCCUGAAAUUUAAGACUAAGACAUCGGUGCUUGGCUCUGGCUGAGAACAUGGCCAAUGACAUUGAUGAGCUCAUUGGCAUUCCCUUCCCCAACCACAGCAGUGAGGUCUUGUGCAGCCUCAAUGAGCAGCGGCACGAUGGCCUGCUGUGCGACGUGCUCCUGGUGGUGCAGGAGCAGGAGUAUCGGACCCACCGCUCCGUCCUGGCUGCCUGCAGCAAGUACUUCAAGAAGCUCUUCACCGCCGGCACCCUAGCCAGCCAGCCCUACGUCUACGAGAUUGACUUCGUGCAGCCUGAGGCUCUGGCCGCUAUCCUGGAGUUCGCCUAUACCUCCACGCUCACCAUCACUGCCGGCAACGUCAAGCACAUCCUCAAUGCCGCCAGGAUGCUGGAGAUCCAGUGCAUCGUGAACGUGUGCCUGGAGAUCAUGGAGCCUGGCGGGGACGGCGGGGAGGAGGAUGACAAGGAGGACGACGACGAUGACGAAGAUGACGAUGAUGAAGAGGAUGAAGAGGAGGAGGAAGAGGAAGAGGAGGAGGACGACGACGAUGACACGGAGGAUUUUGCUGACCAAGAAAACUUGCCCGACCCCCAGGACAUCAACUGCCACCAAAGCCCUUCCAAGACGGACCAUCUCACGGAGAAGGCCUAUUCAGACACCCCCAGGGACUUCCCUGACUCCUUCCAGGCUGGCAGUCCUGGCCAUCUGGGGGUGAUCCGGGACUUCUCCAUUGAAUCUCUGCUGAGGGAGAACCUGUACCCCAAAGCCAACAUCCCCGACAGGAGACCCUCCUUGUCUCCGUUUGCUCCAGACUUCUUCCCACACCUCUGGCCAGGGGACUUCGGUGCCUUUGCCCAGCUGCCUGAGCAGCCCAUGGACAGUGGGCCACUGGAUCUGGUCAUCAAGAACCGGAAGAUCAAGGAGGAGGAGAAGGAAGAGCUGCCCCCGCCCCCACCACCACCCUUCCCUAACGACUUCUUCAAGGACAUGUUCCCUGACCUGCCUGGGGGGCCUCUGGGCCCCAUCAAGGCAGAGAACGACUACGGUGCCUAUCUCAACUUCCUGAGUGCCACCCACCUGGGGGGCCUCUUCCCACCCUGGCCCUUGGUGGAAGAGCGCAAGCUGAAGCCCAAGGCCUCUCAGCAGUGCCCCAUCUGCCACAAAGUCAUCAUGGGGGCCGGGAAGCUGCCACGGCACAUGAGGACCCACACCGGGGAGAAGCCAUACAUGUGCACCAUCUGCGAGGUCCGCUUCACCAGGCAGGACAAGCUGAAGAUCCACAUGCGGAAGCACACGGGUGAGCGGCCCUACCUGUGCAUCCACUGCAACGCCAAGUUCGUGCACAACUACGACCUCAAGAACCACAUGCGCAUCCACACGGGCGUGCGGCCCUACCAGUGCGAGUUCUGCUACAAGAGCUUCACGCGCUCCGACCACCUGCACCGCCACAUCAAGCGCCAGAGCUGCCGCAUGGCGCGGCCCCGGCGCGGCCGCAAGCCCGCCGCGUGGAGGGCAGCCAGCCUGCUCUUCGGGCCCGGCGGCCCGGCCCCCGACAAGGCGGCCUUCGUGAUGCCGCCGGCGCUGGGCGAGGUGGGCGGCCACCUGGGCGGCGCCACCGUGUGCCUCCCGGGCCCCAGCCCCGCCAAGCACUUCCUGGCGGCGCCCAAGGGCACCCUGAGCCUGCAGGAGCUGGAGCGGCAGUUCGAGGAGACACAGAUGAAGCUGUUCGGGCGCGCGCAGCUGGAGGCCGAGAGGAACGCGGGGGGCCUCCUGGCCUUCGCGCUGGCAGAGAACGUGGCGGCGGCGCGGCCCUACUUCCCGCUGCCCGACCCUUGGGCCGCGGGCCUGGCCGGCCUCCCUGGGCUCGCCGGCCUCAACCACGUGGCCUCCAUGUCUGAAGCCAACAACUAGGCGGGUCCCUGUCGACUCCAGCCCUCCAGUCCUCCUCCCUCCAGGCCCGCUGUACCCCACCCCAUGGAUCUGAACUUUUCAUUUUAAAAACCCAAAGGGAAAAAUGAAAAAAAAAAAAAAAAAUACUAGCAGUGAUGGCAUUUUCCCGGGCUCCUAAAGCAGCGGCCUCCUUUUGCUGGUGUCUGAGAGGGGCGUCUCCUCCCAAAGAGCCUGGAGCCCGGGCCUCCCCCCUCCCGGCUGUCUCUCUGGCUCUCAUAUAGAAACUUGCACUGGCCCAUGCCACACGGAGCUGGGUGCCCAGCAGCACUUAGGAGGUGGGUGAGUUAUGAGCGGUCAGGGGCGGUUGGCCUGAUGCCCAGCCAGGCAGAGCAGGAGGAGGGUAGGGGCUGGGCAUGCCCCUUGGUUAAGCCCCACCCGCUGUAGUAGAGUCUCCGCCAACACUCCUCUGAGGGCUCAUUUUCCAGUCUCCAGUGGCCCCAGGAUCCUUUUCAGAACUAGCCACCUGCCACCUAGAAAGAAAUGCUCUUUGGCAGGGAGGCCUCCUGGAGUCAGGAACCAGGCUCUGGGAGGCCAGGGCCAUUUUUCCCUUACCUGUCCUGUGACCUUGACAGGUCAGCCCUCUGUAGCUCGGUGUCACCUGACUAUUGAAGGGGCUGGUCACUUAGGUUCCCUUCCUCUGCCCCUAAACACAUAUACACCUGUCUCCCCAGAGAAUCCUGGAGAGGACAGAAGCUUUGUACUCCCCAGGUCCAUGGGGGAAACAGUUUAUCUUUCUGGACUUAGUUUUAUCACAUCCAGCUAUUACCAUAUUCGCAUAGGUGAGAACUAUGGCCAUACUAGACAGAGGUCACAGGAGACAGGGGAGCUUCAGAGUGUCACCGAAGCCCACAGGCAGCUCUGGGAACUCCCAAUGCCACCCUACUUUCCCUGCAGGCCGCUGUUGAUGUCUGGACCCCUGGGGGCACUAUUUAGUGUUUACCCCAUCUCCAAUGCCCCCUCCAAGGCUGAGCAGGGUCUUGGGGCUCUCAGGGCCAACAUCAAAGAGCUGGGGGCCAACUCUCAACACCUAGCAACUGUCUCUCCUCACCCUGAUUCCUGAAAACAGACAAAAUGCCUGGUUUUCUCGGGUUUAUCUGUUUGCUUUUUGAGUUAUGGGUUCCUCAGGGCACGGCAUGGCUAAUGAUGGUCCCCUUUGUUGUGUGAGAACCCCCUCCAUCUCUUCGUCCUCCCUGUGGGGGUGGAGUAUUUGGGUCCCCUUUUUUGGCAAAAGGGCUCAGUGCAGGGAGGCAGAAGCCUCUGAGGCUUGAAGGGCACUGUGACACUGUGACUUAGGGCUGCCACGUGUCCUCCUGGUUCACGAGUUUGAAGCAGGUCCUGAAAAGGAAGGCUUUGCUGGCCCCAUGCCUUCCUGACCUUCUCUCUCCUUCCCUCCCCUCUCUGUUCUGGCUGAGUUUGCUUUGGUUUCUCAGCAGCCCAGAGAGGAGUAGGGUUCAUCCCCAGGGAGAGCCCAGGGCUGGAGUCCCCAGUCCCUGUGCUGUGGGCACAAAGAGACUUCAGCUCUUCCUGUCGCCUUGGCUUUUUCCUGAGCAAACACAACAAACAAAAAGGCCGAGAAGAGCACAGACUCUGUCCCUGUCACAGCUCUCCAGAAGAGACCCCUCCGAUUCUUUGUACCACCGGAUGCCACUCCAGCCUGCAGGAUUGCUACACACAUACCCUCUGUCCUCAGAAGUCAUCUACCUGGGCAGCCGCCUCUCAGAUUCCUGUCUUCAUUUCAGACCCUUGCCUCUGAAGCAUGCCCGUAUCCACCAGCCAACGUGCCCGCGUUCCCCCCUUCCCCAAUCAGCCAAGCGAUUGGGGCAAAACCAAACUUUAAAAAAGAAAGGAAAAGUGAAUAAAUUGGAUUCCAGUGGUGUUGGGGCUUUCGUUUUUAUUUUGUAAAGGUAAUGACUUCUUAUAAACUCAAUUUUUCAGAUGA
Molecule: messenger RNA, 4329 nt
Organism: Saimiri boliviensis boliviensis (Bolivian squirrel monkey)
Lineage: Eukaryota; Metazoa; Chordata; Mammalia; Primates; Cebidae
Gene: ZBTB7C
Product: zinc finger and BTB domain containing 7C
Biological process (GO): regulation of transcription by RNA polymerase II
Molecular function (GO): DNA-binding transcription factor activity, RNA polymerase II-specific; RNA polymerase II cis-regulatory region sequence-specific DNA binding; protein binding
Source: RefSeq, a predicted model, not a curated record